Chaetomium globosum CBS 148.51 is the source of this 1410-nucleotide messenger RNA. RefSeq lists its product as uncharacterized. The record is from RefSeq and is a predicted model, not a curated record. The coding region runs from base 1 to 1410 and encodes 469 amino acids. The transcript is spliced from 3 exons. NCBI's taxonomy places the organism in Eukaryota, Fungi, Ascomycota, Sordariomycetes, Sordariales, Chaetomiaceae.
AUGGCUUGCGCCCAAUGCCGCGCCAUCCUCUACUGUUCCGAGCGCUGUGCCCAAGAAUCCCAUCACCGCCACCGGAAACUCUGCCACAAGUUCAAGACGACGAAGGAUCCCGAUAUCCCAAACCAAGUUCGGGCCGUCCUCUUCUCGACGGAGGAACAGAGGCCGAAGGUCAUCUACCUUGACGCCAACCAGUGGGAGGCGGGGGCAGAAACGGCGAUACGCAUGAUGCCCGUGGAACCGUCGGCAUCGCCGGUGGUGAUCUUCACAGUCACCGCCAACCCACUCACCGGGCGCCGCCUCCCCUUCGACCUGAAGAUCGUCUCGAGGGCCUGCAUUUUGCCUCUCAACAUGACGCUCCAGUGGUGCUUCAAUGAAAAUUGGGAGCUACCCUCUCCGCGUUUUCCUUGGACUGGUAGCAUCGCCGCCGUCCGUGUGAACCCGGCCACUGGCGUUGCCGAAGGCAUGACCAUGGCCGACUUCAAGGACAUCCUGGAAUUUUUCGUCUGGUAUGCCCAUAAAUUCACCCCAGAAAUGUACGCUUACGCGGAUCAAUUCUCCAUGGAUGCCGUCGCCGCGCCUAUUCGAGGUGUCGUGAUCCGCUGCGCUGCAACGGAAAGCCGGCGGCCGCGCGAGGGUGCCUUUGUGUCUACCGUGGUCGACCACCUUCACCCGAUUCGCGGCUUUCAUAUACCCGCCGAGGUGAAGUUUACCGCCUCCCGAACCCGCCGCUGGAGACCAACAAAAGCCGCUGGGAUUGCCUGCCCGGCGACAAGAGCCAAUGCCCGCGCCUCUGAGUUGAUGCUCAAAAUCCCACAGGUGAAUCCACCACUCUCUGAGACCGAAAUUCAAGAGGCCGUCCUCAAAAUAGACGGCGACGUCUUGGUGGUCCGCGAGGAUGGCCAGGACCUCGAUAUCGUCGAUGUUGAGGCCAUGUGCCUCGAGGGCCGCAACUGGGCAGCCAUGACGAGCCGGGGGAAACCCUGCUUCAUCUAUCCCGCCACCUACCAAGAGACCCUACGCAAGCAGCAGACCGAGUCCCUCCGAUUGACCAACCUGUCGACCACCGGGUUUGCAGCAUUCGGUCCCGAUGGAGCGCAUCUUGUAAUGGCCCCGGACCAAACCAUCCCUUCGCUCUGGACCAAAGUCAAGGCCAACGGCGUCGUCACUUUUGAGGGCUUCUCGUUCCGGCCAGCUGCUGCUCCCGCCUCUGGGGGCGGCGGCGGCGGGAUGGACGUUGGUGAGCCGGAGCCAACCUGGGCUCCCGUCAGCAGGAUGCAGCCCGUGUUUCUGCAGCAGCCUGCGCGGCCUGACAACUCGACGUACCCCGAGCCGCCACCGCAGACGUACAAUUAUUCGGCACAAUUCAUUGCCGAAGAAGACUUGCCGUCUUUUAAUAAUAGGCAAACUUAG